Lepisosteus oculatus (spotted gar) is the source of this 3175-nucleotide messenger RNA. The record is from RefSeq and is a predicted model, not a curated record. Lineage: Eukaryota; Metazoa; Chordata; Actinopteri; Semionotiformes; Lepisosteidae.
AGGCUGUCCAGGAUAUCAACGCAGAAACAGUACAGAAUAAAACUCGUACGCUGUUUACGUUACUUUAGUAAAAUGGCGGAAAAGAAGGAAGGAGACAAUUCGCAACAACACCAGGAGGACGUUCCUAAAAAGGAGGAUUCAAGAGACUGCAAAACGAAGGCAGAUGAUUGCAAAUCCAAGGAGUUAAAGCACGAACACAAAGACAAUGCAGCAGAGGCCGUUUGUGAGGUGGAAACAAGCAACAGCAAUGUCGGAACUGAGCCAAGCCUAGACAAUGGGAAGACUUCCACUCUGCUCACUUCCACAGAGAAGCAUAUUUCCAUUCAUACUCAAUUUGAAGGCCUGGAGAAGCUGGUAGACCUAAAUGGAGCUGGUAGAAAAGCAUGCCCACUGUGCCCUGAAGAGAAAUUUAAAGCCUGCUACAGUCACAAACUGCGCCGACAUUUACAGAAUCUGCACUGGAAAGUUUAUGCAGAGUUUGAAGGACACCGAAUGUGUAUCUGCCAUCUUCCUUGCCGACAGCUCAAGCCAGGCCUCAGCGGAGAUCAGCUGUCAAGUCGCCUGGUAGCUCAUUACCACUGUGUCGUGUGCUCAGUUACCAUCGCCCGCAAGACCGACAUGAUUAGCCACCUCAAACGCCACGUCAACAAAGGGGAGACUGAAGCGAGUUACACAGGAGCCACAGAUGUCCCUUUUGAAAUUGAAGCUCCGGCUGGGCAGGCCUAUGAAGUAAUGAAGGAGCUGGGCACUAAUGUCCAGCUCCUUCCCAACCACAACACUCCACAGAAGAGUGACACCUACUUUAACCGCAAAAUGAAAAUUAAUAGGCAGCUGGUGUUCUGCUCGUUGGCGGUGCUCGGAGAAGAGCGCAGCCCACUGGAGUGCCUGGAUGCUUUUGGAGCCACAGGAAUCAUGGGAUUGCAGUGGGCGAAGCACCUGCGCCGCGCCGUGAAGGUCACCAUCAACGACAUCAACGAGGCCUGCGUGAAGAUGAUCAGGGAGAACUGCCAUCUCAACCACAUGAGGGUGGAGGGAAGCCGCGGCUCGAGGCACACCGACGCAGAGGGGCAGGAGCCAGAGGAAGAUCCCAUCGCCACCGUUGAGGUCACCAAAAUGGAUGCCAGUGUCAUCAUGCAUCUGCGCCCCUUCGAUUACAUCCACCUGGAUCCCUUCGGUACAGCCGUGAAUUACUUGGAUGCGGCCUUCAGGAAUGUUCGCAACCUGGGGAUCGUGUCGGUGACGUCCACCGACACUGGCUCUCUCUACUCCAAGUCUCUGAAUGUGACGCUGAGGCACUACGGCUGUCAGAUUGUCCGGACGGAGUACUACAAGGAGCUGGCGGCGAGAAUGGUGAUGGGCACUGUGGCAAGGGCAGCGGCCCGCUGCAAUAAGGGCAUCGAGGUGCUGCUGGCUGUGGCACUGGAGCACUUUGUCCUGGUGGUGGUGCGGGUGCUGAGAGGCCCCUCCCAGGCCGACGAAUCGGUCAAGAAAAUCCGCCAGCUCAUCCACUGCCAGUGGUGUGAGGAGAGGGUUUUCCUGAAGGCAGGCAGCAUGGUGGAGGAAAACCUCUACAGACAGCUGCCAUGCAAUUGCCAUGAGAGUAUGCCAGGCAAGACAGCUGUGGAGCUGGGGCCACUCUGGGCUGGAUCUCUGUUCAACACUGGGUUUCUGAGACGGAUGCUGUAUGAAGCCAGUCAGCAUGGCAUGGACGACAUCCUGCCGCUCGUGAAGACGCUGAUCUGCGAGUCGGAAUGCACGACGCUCAAACAGUUCUCUGUGCAUAGCCCUACAUCGCACGUCAGCCAAGAAGAAUGUGGCGUAGUGAUUAAAACCUCUCAGAGAGUGGAAGACGCGUCCAGCAGUAAGCAGUCCGUCGCACAAGGCAAGAGGAAAAGCAGUGAAGAAGCAGGAAAUGUGCUGAAGAGGCAGAAAUCCGAGGCGCCAUUAGAACACCCUCCUUUCUACUACAGCAUCCACCGCCACAGCAUUAGAGGCAUGAACAUGCCCAAGUUAAAUAAGUUCCUACAGUAUCUCACAGAAGCGGGAUUCAGGGUCAGCCGGACCCAUUUUGACCCGACAGGAGUCCGCACAGAUGCCACCCUUGCCCAGUUUAAGUCCGUCCUCAGCAAGUACAGUGUGCCCACCUACACCACGACACAGACAGGCAGCCACGCUGUCGGCGCCGACGAAGUCAGUCGCAAGACGGAGUGAAGGACUGCCCGAAAUGAUUAGGUUCUCCCUACACUGAAACAGUUUGCGAGGCAAUUAGCGAGACUUACAUACAUGUAAUGACCACAUGAAACAAAGAUCAGUAUGCACAUAUAGGCAGACAACAAGGCUGUGCUGCACACAGUUAAAGCAGUAUACCUAGAAAAACAGGAUUUCUAUUUUUACAUCAGGAGUAUUUAGUCAGCAUCUGGGGUUCUCAUGGGUCAAUUUUGAGACUGUUCAAGAGGGCCCCCCUGCACCUACAAACAUAGCAAUACAAAGUCAAUAUCAUUACAGGGGAUAAGAUGAACUGCGGUUCGCUUAUUAACGUUUUGUAAUGGAAUAGUAAGUUGAUCUUGAGGAUCCGUCAAAGGGAUUGCUUUAAAAUUAAAAGAAAGUUGAAAGCCCAUAUUUUAAGCGAUGCGUGUCAUCUGUGUUUUUAUUUUUGUUACUUUAUAUGUAUCCCUCCACACUCUGCAUUCUGUAUUUUGCUCCAUUCUGACUAAAACUGCCAGGGAAAAAAAAAGGACUAAUAAUGUGGAUAUGUACAGUGUUUUAUUGUACACGCUGUGGGCAAAAAGCAGUGGUGUUUCUACUGUAGGUGUGUAGCAAAACAGUAAUUAGAGAUGGAACAGUCAUACAAGAAAUACAGAUGAUUAAAUGUUUGCAUUUCAAUUGGAGGCAGUGUUUGGUUUGUCAAGCUAAUCACAGACAUGCUGUGUGACCACAGUUCCACAAUUUCAUUUCAGCUGUAUAUUUGUUUUUAGUGGGGGGGUUUAAUCUGAGAUUGUAACCUAGAAAUGUCUGUAAAGAAACGUGCAGCGCUAAGAUGUAUAUAAUGCUCAUAAAAUCAUCUUGUAUGUUUUUGUUUAGAUAAUGAAAUCGUUGAAUAUCUGUGUGUGCAUAAUUUGAAAGUAUUAAAACUAAGGGGAUUUGGGAAAUGCCUCCUAAUAAAAACAAAAUCUGA